AUGCGAAUUCUAAAGAAACCGGUUUCUUUUUGCCUUUCUCUUUUCUCUCCUGAAUUCUCCCGUCCUUUUGAUUCCCGAAUAAGCUUUUAUUCGGGAUUUCAUCAUAAAAUUCCUAAUUUCUCCUUCGCCAAACCAAAACAAAUACACACUGCAGGUUUUGAUGGAGGAAUUGGAUUUUUAGGUGUUACUUUGGAGCGAAUGUUGGAAGAUACAUAG
Messenger RNA from Dovyalis caffra, 216 nucleotides. The record is from the annotation of a GenBank genome assembly. Lineage: Eukaryota; Viridiplantae; Streptophyta; Magnoliopsida; Malpighiales; Salicaceae.